GCAAGCAAUGACAAAUUUCAUAUCCAUCUAUGCUGAGAAACAGGCCGAGACAGGUCAGACAGAGGAGACAGGGGACUCUCCACUGGUUCUCCAGUUCUGCGUUUUCUCCAGUUUACUCAGCUUGGUCUCUUCAGUCAUUUCCCAGAUCCACUGGGGGUGGGAGGGGAAUGAAAGGACUCUUCACUAAGGGAAGACCAUGAGAAGUGAGACCCCAAGACAGGGAGACCCCAAGGUUUGCCCUGGAGCCCCCAGGGGCUUCUCUGGGGAGCCCUAUCUUGCGUCAUGAGGUGCCCGCCCCUUGUAGGGCCAGGGCUCGGCGUGUCCUGCCCUCUAAGUCGCCUCCGUGGAAGCAGGAUUUCCGUGGUUGUGCAAUUACCCGCACGCGUAGAAAGCCCCCCCCACCCCCCUGCACCCCUCUUGUAGGUCUGCCGCGGCGGAGCCAUGGCGGCGGCGGGGAGCUGUGAGGCCCGCGGCCCGCUCUCAGCGCACACGCUCCUGUUCGACCUGCCGCCCGCGCUGCUGGGCGAGCUCUGUGCGGUGCUGGACAGCUGCGACGGCGCGCUGGGCUGGCGCGGCCUGGCAGAGAGACUACUAAGCAGUUGGCUGGAUGUUCGUCAUAUUGAAAAAUAUGUAGACCAAGGUAAAAGUGGAACAAGAGAACUGCUUUGGUCCUGGGCACAGAAAAAUAAGACCAUCGGUGACCUUUUACAGAUUCUCCAGGAGAUGGGACACCAUCGAGCUAUCCAUUUAAUCAUAAACCAUGGAGCAAUGUUGAAUCUUUCAGACCAGAUUCUUCAGGAAGAUAGAUUUCCAAACAGGCCAGCAAAGGAAACAGCCAAUGCUACAGUGGAUGAGGUUAUAAUGCCUGAACAUAAUGAGAAAGGAAUACUGCUUAAACCCUCCAUCAGCUUUCAAAAUAUCAUAGAGGGAACCCAAAACUUCCACAAAGACUUCUUAGUCGGAGAAGGGGAGAUUUUUCAGGUAUUCAGAGUGGUGCUCCAAAACCGAACAUAUGCCGUUAAACUAUUUAAACAGGAUAAAAAAAUGCAAUGUAAGAAACAAUGGAAGAGGUUCUUGUCUGAGCUUGAAGUUUUACUACUGUUUCAUCACCCCAACAUACUAGAGUUGGCCGCCUAUUGUAUAGAGACCGAGCAGUUAUGUCUGGUAUAUCCAUAUAUGAGAAACGGAUCACUUUUUGACAGACUGCAGUGUGUAGGUGACACCAUCCCACUCUCUUGGCACAUUCGAAUCAGUUUAUUAGUAGGAACAUGCAAAGCCAUCCAGUACUUGCAUAACAUCAAACCAUGUGCAGUUGUCUGUGGCAGUAUAUCAAGGGUUAUCGCUGGGGCUCGGUACAUGUACUACGAAUCCACUGCUCCUGGAGGCCAUUUUUUCCCAUUUUGUUUCUCUUGUUGUUGUCAUUGGAUAGGACAGAGAGAAAUCAAGAAAGGUGGGGAGACAGAUAGACACCUGCAGACCAGCUUCACUGCUUGCGAAGCGACCCACUGCAGUACGAACAUACUUUUGGAUGAUCAGUUCCAACCCAAACUAACGGACUUUGUCAUGGCACACUUCCAACCCCACUUGGAACAUCAGAGCACCACCAUCAGCUUGACCACCAGCAACAGUAAGCGUCUGUGGUACCUGCCAGAAGAGUACAUCAGACAGGGCAAGCUCUCCAUUAAAACUGAUAUCUACAGCUUUGGAAUUGUAAUCAUGGAAGUUCUGACGGGUUGUAAAGUGGUGUUAGAUGAUCCAAAGCAUAUCCAGCUGAGAGACCUCCUCAUGGAAUUGAUGGAGAGGAGAGGCCUUGACGCAUGCCUCUCAUUUCUAGAUAAGAAAGUGCAUCCCUGCCCUCGAAAUUUCUCUGCCAAACUAUUCUCUUUGGCAGGCCAAUGUGCUGCAACACGGGCGAAAGUAAGACCGUCAAUGGAUGAGGUCCAAACAACUCUUGAAAGUGCUCAAGUGAGUUUAUAUUUUGCUGAAGACCCUCCUACCUCACUAAAGUCCUUCCGAUGUCCUUCUCCUCUUUUCUUGGACAACAUACCAAGUAUUCCCAUGGAGGAUGAUGAAGAUCAGAAAAAUCAUGCACUAGCUCAAGAUAAUUAUUUAAGAAAAGACAGAAUGUCUCAGAAAACCCCCUUAGAAUGCAGCCAGUCCGAGGUCACCUUUCUGAGCUUUGACAGAAAGACGGGGAGCAAGAGAAAUGAGGACACUUGCAGUGUACCCAGUUCUUGCGAAGAAAGCGAGUUUUCAAAGCAAGCAGCUCCUCCCCAGAACUCCAGCGUCGAUCAUCUGAUUAUGGAUCCCACUGCAGAAACCCCAGACCAUUCUUACAGCAGUCGGCCAGAGACUAGCUGUUCUUCCGGGUUUCUCUGGAGUGAAUGUGAUCCAAGCAAAAAGGAAUCAAGUUCACAUGAAGAAAAAGGCAAGUGUUUUAGAGGCAACUGAGCACGGGUAUCAACUAGGGAAUAUACUGUCUCCAUAAGUAAUGUCAGGAGGGUGAUCAUGAUGAAUCUGGGGAAUGCAGAUCAAUAAUCCAGACAGUUCCACUCCUUCCUUCCUUCCUGGCUUUCCACAGCAGCAUUAAUAUAUUUUCUGUGAUGGGCAAGAUAGUAAGCAUAUGACCCAGACUCCAGCCCAGCUCUCACUCACAGCAGGAAGCUUGGAUGCUGUGUUAUAUUUCCCUUCCCCUCUGUCUCUACCUAUCUGAAAAAGUGACUCAGAAUGAUGACAUCACAGCUAAUGAUGCCCCCGCCAAUUAUUUUAUCAAGAUAGUUCCCUUAUGAUCAGACCUGGGCUAAAUAGAACUAUUUAGAAUUAUUUAAGAUCCUGGGUUCUGACUACAGACAACAUUUAAAAAAACCAGGUCUAGGAAGCUAGCAAAUGACUUUCAUGCCUAAGGCUUUGAGGCCCCAAGUUCAAAUCCCAGCACUAACCAAAACCAGAACUGAGCAGUACUCUGGGGGGAAAAAAUAAAAAGACUGGAUUUUAAUGUUUUCACCAUCUUCAUCAAUAUCAACAUUCAGUACCUCUUGUCAUUAAAUAGGAAUAGUAUGUAGCUCAGUUGGAUUCUUCCAUUAUUUGACUGGGCUUGCUUGGGACAGUUGUAAGAAAUGUCUAACUUGUAAAUAUUAAUAAAUCCUUUUUAAAAGUU
Erinaceus europaeus (western European hedgehog) is the source of this 3157-nucleotide messenger RNA. It is a transcript of the gene IRAK3, whose product is annotated as interleukin 1 receptor associated kinase 3. The record is from RefSeq and is a predicted model, not a curated record. Bases 442 to 2451 code for a protein of 669 amino acids. Gene Ontology annotation, cellular component: cytoplasm; nucleus; plasma membrane. Gene Ontology annotation, biological process: negative regulation of interleukin-12 production; protein phosphorylation; intracellular signal transduction. The transcript is spliced from 13 exons. NCBI's taxonomy places the organism in Eukaryota, Metazoa, Chordata, Mammalia, Eulipotyphla, Erinaceidae. Gene Ontology annotation, molecular function: ATP binding; protein serine/threonine kinase activity; protein binding.